GCAAUUCCGGUUUAAUUAAUGAACCGGCAUAUCCAGUUUUUCCUAGGGAGGGUUUACGGAGAGGUUUUGGUGGAUUCGCCAGAAGCAAAGAGGCAGAAUCGGAGAAAAUGGCUGCAAUUGGCAUCGCCUCUAGGUCUGCUACAUUCAUGAGAUCCAUCAAUAGAACAGCUACUGCACGAAAUUUGAUCUCAUCCAGAGCUAGACCUUCUGUACCAAACCCUAAUUUCACUUCCCCGCGCUUCAACACUUCUUCUCGAAUCGAAGGUUCUGUUCCCAGGUUGCUGCGGCGAGAAUUAAGCACACAACAACCAUUUCACAGCACCAUUGCUGCAGCUUGCCUCGUUUCGAAACUUCCUUCUGAUGUCACUUCUCCUGAAGGUAGAUUUGCAAACUAUCUCAGUCCUAUCUAGUACCAGAACCUGAAGUAGAUGGGUGGCUUAUCAUCCCAGAGAUCGUUUUGUGCUAAGUUUGAUGUUUUCAAGGAAAUUCUCAGGUUUUGAAGUUAUAUCUGUCAACUGUCUUUGCAAUCUCUCAGCUUAGAUUGAACUUCUCAUACAUUUUUUUUGGCAGAUGUUACUAGUUCCAUUUGAUAUUAUUUUUUGGUUUGUAUCUUUUUAAUCAAAUGAUGAUUCCACCAUAGUUAUUUUCAGAAUGUAAGAUAUGUUGUCCCGGAUUCAUCUACUCUUUCUUAACUAGAAAAUAAGAUCGUUUGCACGGGAUGAGACCUUUACGUUUGUACCAAUUGAAUUAUGUUCCAUGGCUUUGUUUUUGACUCAAAUAACUGAAUAAGGG
Arabidopsis thaliana (thale cress) is the source of this 792-nucleotide messenger RNA. Its product is annotated as PPR containing protein. The coding region runs from base 108 to 410 and encodes 100 amino acids. The record is from RefSeq and is marked reviewed. NCBI's taxonomy places the organism in Eukaryota, Viridiplantae, Streptophyta, Magnoliopsida, Brassicales, Brassicaceae. The transcript has 3 exons.